Molecule: messenger RNA, 2075 nt
Organism: Orussus abietinus
Lineage: Eukaryota; Metazoa; Arthropoda; Insecta; Hymenoptera; Orussidae
Product: beta-1,3-glucan-binding protein 1
Exons: 8
Coding region: 63-1841 (592 amino acids)
Biological process (GO): carbohydrate metabolic process
Molecular function (GO): carbohydrate binding; hydrolase activity, hydrolyzing O-glycosyl compounds
Source: RefSeq, a predicted model, not a curated record
GUAUUCGCAUGAUGUUAGAACAGGUGAGUUAAUAUUGUCGUGCGGUAGCGAAAUGAUAAAUCAUGGAGUCUACGUGGCGCAAACUGCGAAUUGAUAAUCAAAUGGCCAAUCAGCAUUCUCCUUAUUCCAGUUUUCCUCAUCAAGUUGUGCUGCAAGAAGCCUCGAGGUCAAAUAGUUACCAAGCAAGUUCAGUCCCAUCCAUGGUUGCCGGAUUUAGCCCGCCUCAUCAAAGACAGUACAUAUCUUCGAAGGAGUCAAUCGCCGUCAACUCGACUUCCACAUCGGUAACGGGAGCUCUCCAUCCUCGCAAAUUAAGAAAAGUAGUCAGUAGCAAGUACGGUAAUAUUUUCUUGAUUAUUCAUUCUGAUUUUCGGCGUCCAGAAUUGCUGACGACGCAAGAAGACCCGCCACAUCUUACAAGUUCUCUUCGCUCGCGAAUCUCUUCAAGAUUCGCCAUGAAGAAGAUCUGCGAGGUCUCGCUUCUUCUCCUCGUCCUGGCGAUUUCAUGCAGAGGACAAUACGUGCCUCCGGAAGCAACGGUCAUGCCGCUGUAUCCGAAAGGAUUGCGGAUGUUCAUCCCAGACGAGGACGGCAUCCGUCUGGUAGCGUUCCACGUAAAGUUCAACGAGGAUUUCAAUGGACUAGAAGCUGGCACCAUCGCGAGGGACAUUAUUAAAAAACGCGACGGUCGUUGGACGUACGAAGAUAAGACGACCAAAUUGAAACCCGGUGAUACCAUUUAUUACUGGCUGCACGUAGUUUAUGAAGGAUUGGGGUAUAAUCUCGUAGACCAGCAGUACAAUGUAACGAGAUAUUAUAACGAGGACGGAACUCCGGUUAAAUUUAAUUAUAAUCCGGAAGAAAAUCGACCUUGCAGCGCAUCGUUAACUCAAUUGAAAGUACCAGAAGCAGGCGGCAGAAAAGUUUGUACGGGCGAGCUGCUUUUCGAGGAUCACUUCGAUAACGUGAACGAAUCGGCCUGGCUGGUCAACGAGCGAUUCUCGACGGGGCCGGACUACGAGUUCGUCAUAUACAAACGCGACAACGAAAACGUCAAGGCGGUGAACGGACAAUUGCAGGUAACUCCAACGCUCACCGAAAAGACGUAUGGGAAUCGAUUCGUUCGUUAUGGAAACCUGACGUUGGAACAGUGCACGGGUCAGAAGGGAACGGAGGAAUGCAACAAGCAGGCUCUAGGCUCGUCGAUCUUGCCCCCGGUGCUCUCAGGACGAUUGGACACUUCCAGAACAUUCGCCUUCACCUACGGCAAGGUCGAGAUCCGCGCCAAGCUACCCAGUGGUGAUUGGAUAUACCCUGUGCUGGCUUUGGAACCGCUGACGGAGGCUUCCUACCAGGGUGGAUAUCGUCGCGACCCGUCGCGGUUCAUCCGCAUCGCAGGUGCAAUCGGUAACAGGAAUUUCCCCUGCAAUCGGGAAGAACGUGGAAGCCAAGUUCUCACGGGAGGCCCUUCGUUGUUGUCGGAGUCGCGAUGGAAUACUAUGAGGAAGACGCAGUCCUCUACUCCGUGGUCCGAAGACUUCCACAUCUAUCAGCUGGACUGGACCCCCGAACGAGUCAUUCUCCGCGUAGACGGCGAAAUGUAUGGCAGGAUCGAUACCGCCGAUGCCUUCGAUGGACCGUUCUACCUGACCCUGGGCGUCGCCGUUGGAGGCCACGUGGAAUUUCCUGACGGCUGCGGGCCCGCCUAUUUCAAGCCCUGGCGAAACUUAGGCUCUAAGGCUAUCUACAACUUCUUCGAGGCGAGCAACCAGUGGAUCUCGACCUGGAAAAACGGGCCCACGACGUUGCUGGUGGAUUACGUUAAGGUCUGGGCCUUGUGAACGGCGGCGGUGGUGGCUCUUCAGGGUAGCCCCUCAAGAUAGACUGCAGGGAUGGAGGAAAACUCCGUUAGCAUACAGUGGAGAUUAACAUUUGUACAUUAAGUGCGCUGACACGCUCGUGUCGAUUGACUGUAAAGUCAAAAUAACUAAAAAUAUUUUAAAUAAUGACUAUAAAGUAAAAAAAAAAAGUCUCAUAUUCAGAGUAAGCGGGAAUAAUAAUUCUUAUUCAAUGAG